Molecule: messenger RNA, 693 nt
Organism: Debaryomyces fabryi
Lineage: Eukaryota; Fungi; Ascomycota; Pichiomycetes; Serinales; Debaryomycetaceae
Exons: 1
Coding region: 1-693 (230 amino acids)
Molecular function (GO): oxidoreductase activity, acting on the CH-OH group of donors, NAD or NADP as acceptor
Source: RefSeq, a predicted model, not a curated record
AUGCCUAAAAUUGAGUACCAUAAAUGUGAUGUGGGUAAUAAAGAAGAGCUUCAGUUAGUAAUAGGGAAAGUCAUAGAAAGUUUGAACAGUCAAAAAAAGUAUAUCAGCAUAUGCAUUAAUAAUGCUGGUAUAAGACAUAACGAAUCAUUAUUGAAUUUAUCACAAGAAAGAAUUGAAUCUAUUUUCAAUGUGAAUACCAUGUCCUAUAUACUAGUUUUAAAAGCUAUAUUGAAGAAUCAUGUGGAAAAGGUUAUUCCUAGACAAACUCUGAAUAGUAACCUAUUUAUUGUUUCAAUAUCAUCAAUAUUGGGCACCCUUGCGCCAAGGAAUUUGUCUAUCUACUCUGCCUCAAAAGCAGCCAUAAUUCAAAUACAUGAGGCCUUGACUCAAGAAGUAUCAUAUUUACCCAUGAUUAGGCUAUUAUUAGUGACUACAGGCCAGCUAACUACAACCAUGUUUCAUGAUGUCAAGCCUCCAAUGAAAUUUCUUGCACCAUUAGUCCACCAUGUUGAAUUGGCAAAAGAAAUCGUACGUAAAAUAGAAAAAGGUGAAAAAGGUGUUCUAUGCGCUCCACUUUAUGCCAAUUUUUUACCGAUUGUUAAAUGCUUGCCUAUAUUUAUGCAAGAUUUCUGUAGAUGGUUUUCGGGGAUAGAUACUCAGAUUAAAGACAAUCAUGAGGUAGCAUGUAAAUAA